Messenger RNA from Botrytis byssoidea, 1773 nucleotides. RefSeq lists its product as uncharacterized. The transcript is spliced from 3 exons. The record is from RefSeq and is a predicted model, not a curated record. Gene Ontology annotation, molecular function: phosphatase activity. NCBI's taxonomy places the organism in Eukaryota, Fungi, Ascomycota, Leotiomycetes, Helotiales, Sclerotiniaceae. Gene Ontology annotation, biological process: dephosphorylation. Bases 1 to 1773 code for a protein of 590 amino acids.
AUGGGUUUGGUAUCUACUCUGUUUAUGUUCUCCAUGGCUUCAAUUUCCAUAGCUCAGUCAAACAUGGUGCCCAUAACAUGGUCCUCCAUUGUUUAUACAUAUUAUGGGGAAAUCACCCCUACGAUGAUCAAUGCCACUUCUCCUGUUCUUACACCUCUGGGGGCUAGUCAACUCUAUAACUCAGGAUCUAUCAUUCGCGACCGUUACCUGAAUUCUACCUCAACACAACUCACUCUCGGACUACCCAUCAACGGCCUCAGUGAUCAAUAUAUUGCCAACAAUCAAUUACAAGUAUGGACUACUAGUGAUGAGUAUAUUGUUGGGAGUGCACAAGCAUUCAUGCAAGGACUUUAUCCUCCCGUAACGGGAGUACGAGGAACAGAUAGUAUUCUAGCCAAUGGCACCGUCAUCGACUAUCCUCUAGGUGGUUAUCAGUAUCCUAAUAUUCAAUCGCUGAGUUCAAUGGAUUAUAAUUAUAUUUGGAUUGCGGGGAAUGACCAAUGUAGAACCUACGAUAUUGCAACAAAAUCUACGAAGACAUCCCCAAGUUUAACCUCUAUGAUGGCUAGCACUGAUGAGUUUUAUCUUUCUCUUGCAGACACCUUUUUUGCCGGCAUCGAUAGCUCUCUACUUAAUUAUGGCAACGCAAUCAACCUUUAUUACUAUGCACUUUACCAAUAUAAUCAUAAUAGCUCUAUUUACGACAUGACCAAUUCUUUCGGUCUUCUGGAGACUUUGAAUGGUUUUGCAUCAGAACAGGCUAUCUCUUUUAAUACGCCUAGCACGGGAUCCAGUAUUCAAUAUAUAGCAGGUCAAACUUUUGCCUCCAAAAUUAUCCAACAAUUUCAACAGGCCAUUUCGAGUUCUGGGGUCAGCGACAAAUUGUCUCUUUACUUCGGUUCCUACGAGCCGAUGUUAGCAUUCUUUUACCUCUCAUCCCUCUCAACUUCAGAUCUCACGAGAAAACGUUUUUCUAGAUUGCCAGAGUAUGGAAGCAUGAUGGCUUUUGAGCUUUUUAGUUAUGUUGAAGAAGCACAAUAUGAUUCAUCCAAUUCAUUUCCCGAAGUAAAUGAAUUAUGGGUUAGGUUUUUAUUCAGAAAUGGAACUUCGGACACCGACCCUUUGAUAUCCUAUCCCCUUUUCAAUCUCGGCAAUUCGGAAAUCGACAUGAAGUACACUGAUUUUGUCACAGAAAUUGGAAAGUUUGCCAUCAACGAUUUGAACGCCUGGUGUAGUUCAUGUGCCUCUAUCUCAAUGUUCUGUGCAGCCAUUUUCAGUAACGAGUCUUCCAAUUUCGCUUCAAACAAAACCAUUAAUUUUCAUUCAAAGAGUGUCAGUGGUAUAGUUGGUGGCAUUAUCGGGGCAGUUGUUACAUUGGUAGUUGUGAUGCUUAUCGCAUCAAUUCUUGCGAUCUUUGGGUUCAGAAUGCACCAUCGGGAGAAGAUAAUCUCCAACUCCGCGGGAGGAGUUGGAGUUCUGAAAAGAGGCUCAUCCGCUGGCGGAGGAGGUUUUAAAGGUCCCGAGAAACUCGCGUCUGAUACAGAUCUUAAUAUAGUCAAAGGGCCUGGUGUUGGUGCUACCACGAAACACGAAAGAGUCGGCAGCUGGGAAAUGGGUAAUGCACCUAAUAAGAAUACCAACAGUGGCGAAGGAGCUGCUAGACUGAGACAGGAAAGAGUAGUGAGCACCGCGGAUUACAGCAGGAGAAGCGAAGAUGGAAUCGGAAAUCAUGAUCCUUGGGGAAAGGGUGUCCAGGGUGAGGACUAUAUUUAA